AUGCAGACCAUGGAUAUUGAUGACGACACGUAUCCCAUCAAGCCCAGUGUUACAUUUUCAGGUAUCAAUUCAAGUACAAACACACAGCUUUUGUUGCUUACAAUCCUGGAUGAUAUAGGUAUUUUUAACAUUACCAGAGAGAGUUCAAAGACCUUACAUGAUAAUUCCCUGUAAUUCAGCUAAUUUUCAGUGGUGGAAGAGACCCUCUGGAGUUGCUGCAGUGUGUCUGGGGAUGCUGUGUGUUCUCCUACUGGCUGGGAUCAUUGGCCUGUCUGUCUACUGUAAGUUUAGAAGGUUUGGACAGAAACAUUUGUAAACUUCCAUGGUGUGAUAGUUACACAUAUUUGAACUUUUCCCUUUUAAAGAUGGAGUUAUUGGUCAUCACUACUCAACAGAGAGAGACCAACAGGCCAGUUACAGCCUUCUGACUAAAGAAGGAGAUCAGCAACCCACCAGUUAUAAUAACUUGACUAAAGAGGUAGACCAGCUACAGACCAGUUACAACACCCUGACUAAAGAGAGAGACCAGCUACAGACCAGUUACAACACCCUGACUAAAGAGAGAGACCAGCUACAGACCAGUUACAACACCCUGACUAAAGAGAGAGACCAGCUACAGAAUAGUCUAAAUACCAGGACCAGAGAGAGAGACCAGCUACAGAAUAGUCUCACAACCAAAACUAAGGAGAAAGACCAGUUGCAGAAUACUCUCACCACACAAACACAGGAAAUGGAUCAAUUGCAGAAUAGCCUUAACACAAAAACUAAGGAGAGAGACCAGCUACAGAAUAGUCUAAAUACCAGGACGACAGAGAGAGACCAGCUACAGAAUAGUCUAAAUACCAGGACGACAGAGAGAGACCAGCUACAGAAUAGGCUAAAUUCCAGGACCACAGAGAGAGACCAGCUACAGAAUAUUAUAAAUACCAGGACCACAGAGAGAGACCAGCUACAAAAUAGUCUAAAUACCAGGACCAAAGAGAGAGACCGGGUACAAAAUAGUCUCACCACAAGGACCAAAGACAGGGACCAGCAGAAAGAUAGACUUAACGUUAUGACUGCUGAAAGGGAUCAAUUAAAUAAUAAUCUUAAUUCAAGGACCAAAGAGAGAGACCAGUUGAAGAAUAGUCUAAAUACCAGGACCACAGAGAGAGACCAGCUACAGAAUAGUCUCACAACCAAAACUAAGGAGAGAGACCAGUUGCAGAAUAAUCUCACCACAAUAACUCUGGAGAGAGACCAGUUACAGAAUAGUCUAAAUACCAGGACCACAGAGAGAGACCAGCUACAGAAUAGUCUCACAACCAAAACUAAGGAGAGAGACCAGUUGCAGAAUAGUCUAAAUACCAGGACCACUGAGAGAGACCAGUUAAAUACCAGCCUUUGGUCCUAUGGUGAGUGCAGUCUUUUAUUUUCUUAAUUUACCUAGUAUCAUUUUAUUUCAUACUUAGAAGAGAUUUCAUAUAUUUGUAGACUUUGAAAUGCCUGCUGUUCUAUUUCGUUUAUUUCAGAGAAACCCUGUCUGAAGGAAUGGUGGAAGUUUGGCACCAGCUGUUAUUAUGUCUCCUCCACGAGGGACACAGGCGGGGACGGUCAGCGGCAGUGCAGAGCAAUGGGUGCUGACUUGGUUGUUAUAAACAGCAGAGAAGAACAGGUAAUAGAGAAUACAUUAGUAAUGCUAUAAUACUACUGUUUCUUUAUUAUUAUUAUAAUUAUUAAUCAUUAACUACAUCUCUGAUUAGUAUUCAAUAUGUGUAAAUAAUUGUAUCACCAAUGUUCAUGUCACUGUCAAUUUAUAGAAUAUACUUCCUGUCAGCAAAGCAAGUUUGCAUGAGAUUAUAUCUAUACCUAUACUAUAGUAUAGCAGCUGAGGCUGCAACCUGAUCUCAUAGUUUCACUUCGACAUUCGACGUAAUCUGGAUCAAAGUCUAUUUUUGACGCAUUCAUUCCAUGUGGUUACAGGGUUAAUUCUGUGAGGUUACAGGGUUCAAACAGAAACAACUCAAAGGGUUAUGGUUAGGGGUUAAGGUUAGGGCAAUUGGUUGGGGAAGGCUUCAAACUAAAAUGAUUAAAAACAACGCUCUGUUUCCAUCAAGUACUCUCCCUCUUGCCUGAGCAUUGUGAACUGCCGUGGCGCAGUCGUCAGUGCAGAUUGGUCUGUGUGGUGUGAGCAUGCUUCCCCUCCAAGCUUCCUGAGUUUGCACCAGUGCUCGGCAACGUUUUUGUAUUUUAUGUGAGCGCUGAAGAAGGCAUAUAUCAAAGUUCUCAGGACCUUUUCAAACAUCCUAAAUCCCCUUGUAAUUCUAUUGACCAGGCUCAGUACAUUAUACUACUACUACUACUAUUAGACUACUACUACUAUUAUUAUUUAUAAAAAUGUAAAAGUGUUCCUCUCCUGUGGAGAUUAAAUAAUGGCCAUUGUUUUUCUUACAAAAUUAUAUUAUAGAUAUUUAUCAAUGGAUUUAAGAAGAAUGUCUGGAUUGGUGCAUAUAAAAAAGACGGAAUCUGGAAGUGGGUUGGCAACUCAACAUUUAAACCUACGUAAGUGAACAGGUUCUGGAUGACUUUUUUUCUGUUGUAAUAAAUUACUUUUUACAGUCCGAUAAUCUUGUCCUCAGCCAGAUGUCUCUCUCACUCUCUGUCAAAUGGUAGCAAUUGAGCCUGGACACUAGGUUAACCGUCUGAUUCUCUAUUUUGUAUUGGACGAUAUUAAACUCUGAUUCUCUGUGUUGUUUAUAGCUAUUGGAUGGAAGGGGAACCAAGUAACUUGAAUGACAAGGUGACUUGUAUUGAGAUCUCACAGACGGCAUCAGACCCAUUGAAGAGUUGGAAGGGUGGAAUAUGUACUUCAAAUUACUGGGUAUGUGAAAAACCGUUCACACCGUAGUCUAAUUAUAAUAACUAAUGUAAGCCCCUAUCUUAUGGAGUUGCACUGGUUUUCCCUUUGUUAGGCUUAACGUGUUUCUAUGUGUAUCUACAUUGAAAGAUGUAUUUGAUGUCUUUAAAGAGACCAGGGUUAUGUGGAGUUGGUCCACCGUUCAUCAGGCCCAGGGGAGUGGAACUGUGGUCUAGUAGGCUCUAACUGUGGU
This is a messenger RNA of Coregonus sp. 'balchen', 3089 nucleotides long. NCBI's taxonomy places the organism in Eukaryota, Metazoa, Chordata, Actinopteri, Salmoniformes, Salmonidae. The record is from the annotation of a GenBank genome assembly.